Telopea speciosissima is the source of this 834-nucleotide messenger RNA. Its product is annotated as LRR receptor-like serine/threonine-protein kinase EFR. Gene Ontology annotation, molecular function: protein binding. Bases 1 to 834 code for a protein of 277 amino acids. The transcript has a single exon. Lineage: Eukaryota; Viridiplantae; Streptophyta; Magnoliopsida; Proteales; Proteaceae. The record is from RefSeq and is a predicted model, not a curated record.
AUGGCUGCACUUCUUCAGCUUUUUCUAGUUUUCAAUAUUCUCCUCCUCCUCUUUGGGAGCUCAUCUUUGAUGAUCGUAGUAGGGAACAACGAGACAGAUCGAUUUGCUUUGCUGGAGUUGAAGAAACAAAUUUAUGAUGAUCCGUAUGGAGCACUAAGUUCUUGGAACGAUUCCAUCCAUUUCUGCAAUUGGGUUGGGAUCACAUGUGGAAAUCGUCAUCGACAACGGAUUAUCAGCUUGGAUUUACAAGGGAAGGGCUUGGGAGGUAACAUAUCUCCUUCCAUAGGGAAUCUCACUUUUCUUCGUUCCCUCGACAUUGGAAACAAUAGCUUCCAUGGAAAAAUCCCCCAAGAGAUCGGUAAUCUAAUUCGAUUACAAUCCAUUGCUUUUCAAAACAACACUCUCAAAGGAGAAAUUCCUACCAGCUUGGCCAACUGCACUCGUCUAAGAGAAAUUUGGUUCUCACGUAACAAUCUAUUUGGGAAGAUUCCAAUCGAACUAUUUACAUCUUUGUCAAAGCUGGAGGUAAUUUCCAUUAAUUAUAAUGGUUUAACAGGAGAAAUACCAUCUUCUCUUGGAAACAUUUCCUCCAUCCAAGCUUUCUCUUUGACUGGGAAUGAACUGCAGGGGAGCAUUCCAGAAUCCUUUGGUAAGCUAACAAACUUAUUAUAUCUAUCACUUGGUCUAAACUACCUAUCUGGUAUGUUCCCUCUCUCACUAUACAAUCUCUCGUCUCUCGAAAUUAUUUCCAUUACACAAAACCAACUGCAUGGGGGCCUUCCACAUGACAUAGGCCUCACUCUUCCAAAUCUUAAAGUAUAUUCAUUGGUUUGA